Rhododendron vialii is the source of this 1135-nucleotide messenger RNA. RefSeq lists its product as uncharacterized. The transcript has a single exon. The record is from RefSeq and is a predicted model, not a curated record. Bases 269 to 913 code for a protein of 214 amino acids. NCBI's taxonomy places the organism in Eukaryota, Viridiplantae, Streptophyta, Magnoliopsida, Ericales, Ericaceae.
UUCACUUGCCAACUCCAAAGCUAAAGAAAACCAAACAAAACCACUCUGCACUUAUCUCUUCUUACCAAUACCACCACUCUCUAUAUUCUCUGUUUCCCCUGUUUCCUCUGUUUCUCAUGAUCAUGACAACAUUUGAGCCAAACUCUCUCUCCUCACGAACCUCUCCCCCUGACCUAAUCACCUUCGCCUUUGCUCUGUUCCCAUUCCCUCUCCCUUUUGAGUGAAACCCCAUAAACCCACUUCAAUAUUCAACCCAAUUCCCCUGAAAAUGGAUUCAAUCAACAUCGUAAACCUCAAAAUCGAGAAGACCAAGGCUAAUUUAAGGUACCGAAGGAUCACCGCUCUGUUCCGGAUCGUCGAGUUUUUCGUCCUUCUGUUAAUGAUUUCAAGAUUCUCCCUUCCAUUCCCCUGCUCGUUUAAAUUCUCGAGUGAGUUCUUCCGUCCCCUGUUUAGUCCUCAAUUCGUGUUCGUGAUCGGAAACGCGAUUGUCGUCAUCCUUGUAGUGAAAUCAGGACGGCUUUGCUCUGGAAAUAGAGCGACUACUGAUUUCUGUGAAGAGUAUGUUGAGAACAGUGUAAAGAAUCAUAUUGUUCACGAAAUCGAGAGCGAGAAUCAGAAGAAAGAGGAUAAAAUCAUUGAGGAUAAUGUUAAUUACGGGGAAAGGAGGAGGAUUGAAAGGACUCACUCUGAAAAUUUAGGCAGGGUUGGUGGUGAGAAGGAGAAAAUGAAACACCAAUUAAGGCGGACGGUGACGGAAGGUCGCCGAAAAAGCACAUCGGCGGAGGUGGGUUCUUCUCCGGCGGAGAAAAUGAGUAACGAGGAGUUCCGGCGGAAGGUGGAGGAUUUCAUUGCUAGGCAGCAGAAGUCUCUCAGGGAAGAAGAAGAGUUUUCAGCCAUUGUUAGCAGCUACUAAGCUCAAGCAAUCCUCUGUUUUACUCUGUUUCCAACUUCUUCCUUUCGUAUGUAUUUUUCUUUUCUCCUGUUUGGAAUUUGGCGGUGUAAGUGGCAGUAGUACAGUUAAAGAAAGUGCUUGGAUAAUUGUAUGGCAGUGGAAAAUAAACUUGUUUGAAUUUUUUUUGGUACUUCGGAAUAUUUAUAAAUAAAUUUGUUUGAUGGGUUGACAAGUGAGUUAAAA